Messenger RNA from Paramecium sonneborni, 1110 nucleotides. The record is from the annotation of a GenBank genome assembly. NCBI's taxonomy places the organism in Eukaryota, Ciliophora, Oligohymenophorea, Peniculida, Parameciidae.
AUGAUGUUAAUUGAUUCAUAGGACAAGUUUCUUAAAACAUAGAUAAUGGAAUUGAUUAUGUAAUUGAUUAUAAAGAGUGUAGGAAUAAAUAAAAAAGAAUCGUAGUAGCAAAAGAUUUUAAUUAUUCAUGCACAAAAUUGGAAUAUAUGGAAGAUGGUAAAUUGUUUUUAUCAUUUUAAUGUUUUAAUUUUAAUGAGAUUUUUAGUAUUGCAGGUAAUUACAUGAUAGAAAAAUAUUAUAAGGGUAAUAAAAUAUAUAUAAGAAAUAGAUUAUACUAGAGUGGACAGAAAGUGGAUUUAAUUUAACAUUUUCAUUUGAUGCAAAAUCAGCAAAAGAAGAACCUAAGAUUCCAAAGAAUGCAAAUGAAGCAGAGAAAGCUGAAAUAUAAGAAUUAAGAUAGUAAAUAAGAGGAGAGAAUUAGAAAUUAUUUGAGAAAGUCACAAGAGAUUUUUCAUAAAUAAGAAGAAACUUUUAUGCAGUUGUUUUUGAAUAGGCAUUUGAUUAAAUUAAUAAAGGAGAAGGAGCUAAUAAAUUUAAUAUUAAAGUAGAGAAAAUGAAGUUGUAUAUGCAAUAUCUGAUAAAGAUGCAUUAUACAUAUUCUAUGAAAUAUCAUUUUAGGAUAAUGUAGAUAGAACAUUAGCAAAUUUAAUAAUUACAGAGAUUAUUAAUAAAUAGCAAAUAAAAAUGUGUAUCUAGAUCUAAUUAUAAAAAGGAUAUUGAAAAAAGCAUUUUCAGAUGUAUCUAAUAUCACUGUUAAUUAAAAUUCAUAAAAUAUAUCAAUUCAUUCUUUAAUCUAUAUUUUUAAUAGGAUUAGGCUAUCAGAAAUAUAUAAACAAAUAGAUAAUACUUAUAUUACCUAAUUCUCUAAAUAAGAAAAACCGUCAUUCAUGGUGAAACAAAAAUAACUAAGAAGUGCUAACUCAUCUUUACUUCAGCAACAAAAGGGCUCUUUAAGGCACUAACUAAAAAUUAAGAUUAAUAUUAAGUAUAUAUUUAUUUCUUUUUAUUAUAAACCUAAUUGAAAAAAUUUUAAUUUAUAGAAAUGAAUGACAUCAACUUUAAAAUUAUUUAAAAUAAUAUUUGUAUCAAAAUUUUAAUCAUUCACCUAUG